UGUGUAGUGUUGACAGUUGACGCGACAGCUGACCCGAGCAGACGUAAAUUUGUAUUUUUUGAUAUUCUUUCUCGUUUCAUUCCUAUUAAUUAAUAAACAUGGCUGGAAAAAUAAGGACGAAACAGGACAAAGAUGAUGUCAUCGCCUACAGCGAGAUCGCCGUGCGAAAUAAUUCUGCAGUUGUGGAAUAUUGCAGAAUAUCAAUGGCAGCCUUAUCAGGAGGCACCGCUGGAGUAUUAGGUCUUACUGGAUUGUAUGGAUUUGGAUUUUAUGUUUUAGCUACUAUUAGUUUAUGGAUGAUGAUAUUGAUCAAAGCUGGAGGCGAGUGGAACAAGUAUUUUGUCAGUAGGCGCAGUCUUUUAACGAGUGGAUUCUUCAGUGGCCUAUUUACUUAUGUGUUAUUUUGGACAUUCCUGUACGGCAUGGUUCAUGUUUAUUAAAGCUUGAGAGGAUCACUAAUGUUAUUAUUUCCAAGUCUAUCACCUCAUCAAUGGAUAAUUGGUUUACAUUCGCAAUGCAAAACACUAAAUAUAAUUCAUAACAAUUAAUUAUAGGAAUUUUGCUGCAACAAGUUGUACAAAUAUUAGAGAUGUAAAUAUAUUAAUUGUAUGUAGUAAUUUGAUACUAUACCAAAUACGCUGCAGACACUGCACACAAAUUUAAUAAAUUUGUUUGAAACUAUCAA
This is a messenger RNA of Trichogramma pretiosum, 685 nucleotides long. RefSeq names its product ER membrane protein complex subunit 6 (gene EMC6). Gene Ontology annotation, cellular component: endoplasmic reticulum; EMC complex; membrane. Gene Ontology annotation, biological process: autophagosome assembly; protein folding in endoplasmic reticulum. Bases 99 to 440 code for a protein of 113 amino acids. The transcript is spliced from 5 exons. NCBI's taxonomy places the organism in Eukaryota, Metazoa, Arthropoda, Insecta, Hymenoptera, Trichogrammatidae. The record is from RefSeq and is a predicted model, not a curated record.